This is a messenger RNA of Morchella importuna, 876 nucleotides long. RefSeq lists its product as uncharacterized. The transcript has 2 exons. The record is from RefSeq and is a predicted model, not a curated record. Gene Ontology annotation, cellular component: nucleus; 90S preribosome. Lineage: Eukaryota; Fungi; Ascomycota; Pezizomycetes; Pezizales; Morchellaceae. Bases 1 to 876 code for a protein of 291 amino acids.
AUGGACGACGACUUUGACGGCGCCGACGUCCGCGUCGAGGCCACCACUCCCGCCGCACCCUCCACCGACGCCCUCUCAAAGCGAAAACGCAAGCGCGAGAAAGAAAAAGCCAAUAAAGCCGCCGCCGCUACCUCUUCAACCCCCACUACCAACUCCUCCACCAACUCCACCUCCCACCCCUCCAAAAAGGCCAAACCAGCCCCCAAAUCCACCCCCAUCACCACCACCCCCGACGACGGCUCCAUCGACCCCACAAUCGCCCACAUGGACCCCACCCUCCUCGCCGACCACCUCAUCUCGCGCCACAAGCACUGGCACCCCGCGCUCAGCGCCGUCGAGCUACACGACGCCCACAUCCCCGCCACGCACUUUUCCGACACGACGCACUGGCAGUCACAGCGGUCGCUCGCAAAUCUGCCAAACUACCUUGAAAAGUGCUGCCGCGUUGCCGGCGCGAAGAAGUUCCGCCUGGACCAGGCGGCAGAGGCGUGCGGCGCGCCGCAUACGCUGGUUGUGACGGCGGCGGCGCUGCGCGCGUCGAGGGUCGCGAGUGCGCUGAGGAAGUACCAGAGUAAGGAUGCGAUGGUGGCGAAGCUGUUUGCGAAGCAUAUUAAGCUGGCGGAGAGUGUGGAGAUGUGUAAGAACAACAGAAUCGGCAUAGCCGUCGGCACACCCUCUCGAAUCCUCGACGUGCUCAAGGAAGAGGUGCUGCAUCUGGACGAGCUGCGGUGGAUCGUGGUGGACGCGAGCUAUGUGGACAAGAAGGGGUUUGGCGUGCUUGGGAUCCGCGAGGUGCAGGAGGGCGUCAUGGAGCUGUUUGGGCAUGAGAAGGUGAAGAAGCGGUUUGAGGAGGGGCUGAAGAUUCUGUUUUUUUAG